Molecule: messenger RNA, 2293 nt
Organism: Aspergillus welwitschiae
Lineage: Eukaryota; Fungi; Ascomycota; Eurotiomycetes; Eurotiales; Aspergillaceae
Exons: 3
Coding region: 1-2241 (746 amino acids)
Source: RefSeq, a predicted model, not a curated record
AUGAGGUUAACAUGUGCGUAUCUCGUACUGCUGGCGGCUGGGGGUUAUAGUGCCGACCUGACAGAAGCGCUCCCAACAGCCACUCCCGACCAAGACGGACAGGAUCGUUUCUUAACUCCUCAGAACAACUAUAAUGGCUGGGUAAAUCCUGAAGAUCUCAGGCCUAUGCCACAAUGCAUAGCGCAGCAAGAUCAGUCCACCUGGCUGGAAACUAUGACUAAGUGUACCGCCAAACAAUGCACAUCUCAUUUUGGAAUUAUCUGCACUCAUCACCAAUGGUUGACUCAACUCAGCUGCCUCAGCGUUGCAUUUUCCUCAGAUGUCAUCGCGAGGUAUCUCCCAUACUGCGGUAGAUCGAUACUCGCCAAAGCGCAAUUGUACUCAUGGAUUCGUGGCAUCACGGGUAGAGAAUGGCUUGUCGAGGUUGGCGAUGCGAAUGAGCUACAAAAUCUUUCACCAACCUCACUAGCCGAGGGAUACACAGCUGUGGACGUUAUCAACACGGCGCCAAAAUGUCUCACCGGCUCGGUAUGUUCUCUCUCAAAGGAGCCUUUUCAACACGUUAUAGCCUCCUGUGGGUUUACCAGCAGAAGCCAACACACCGGAAAUGCUGCCCGUCCUUGGGAAUAUAACGAACCCGCUCAUUCCAUGAUCGCUCUUGAUUCAGAAACAGUUGGAUAUGACCUCGUCGGGCAUUAUGUAAAUGACAACCACUAUUUUGACAAAGCUUGUUUCUGCAGCGCCUUCGCAGUAGAUUUCGAAAAGGAGCCCUGUUCAGGUUCAGGACGACUAGACUUCACAAAAGAGCGCCUCUGGCUCAAUGCAACCUGUGGAUCGACGUCCUUACCCGAUAACUGGGCGGAUACACUCAUAACCACACAAUUCGCAUUCAUUGCUAUCGAGGAUUGGCGCUGGCCCAAGUGUGUCGCAGAUAUGCCAAAGCAAGUUACUGGACUCACAGAUCAGUGUGCAACUGAUGCUUGUGAACUUGACUCAAGCGGAUAUUGCCAAGUCACGCGUGCAGUCGACAGGGAAUGCUUUUGCCACAAGAUCAGCUACAAUUCCUGCGAGGGUUCAUGUCAGAUAUUCGAAACCCGGAUAGACUAUAUUAAGUGGCUUCACGACCUUUGUGGUAAUGUCCAAGAUUGGCACGGUUUGCCAGAUAACUGGCGUCAGUUAUCUGCACCCACUCUUUUCGACAUGAUUCCAUGGCAAUGGGCUCUCAAGCCCUCCAAUGCUCCAGACAUUCCUAUCACCCCGCAUGGAGACGCUAAAGCAACCGUAGCAUGUCCCUCGAAUCAGUGGAAACUUGGAAGCUUUGCUAUUGUUAACAUAGCUACUUUCUGCGCAUUGCUUCUCUGUCAAAAGAAACACAUGCUUCGAAGCAGAAACAUCCAUUCAAAAUACUCACAGCCGUUGGAUUGGGCUUUCAAGGGCAUUAUCCUCGCCACUGUCCAGAUCUUUGCCAGCUGGCUGAAUUUUGUGCUGGUCCAACAUACUCCUGGCUACGAAGAGGUUCCCAUAUUUCAACUGAUUCUUCUCUGGUGUUCAAUGCCUCGUCUUUCUUGGCUGGCCAUGUUGUUACUUGGUCUACAACAUUUUGGGCCAAAGAGCCUCUCUGUGGCUGCGUCUUUGCUAUUUGCGGAAAUACUCCUUCAGAUUCUAUCUGCUUAUCACUUACUCAAAACAAUCAAUUAUGGCCGACAACACAAUUUCUAUUUCAAUAUCACGGAAAUAUGGGUGCCAGCACGGAUCAUGUACGCCGGAGCACUCAUGUGGUUGGUCAUCGUUCUCAUAGCAUACUACACUCUAUGGAUCCAGGCUAGACGCAGGAUGCAAAAGUCCCGUGGAUCCGGUUUCACGCCAUUUAACAUCACCGAAGAAGGAAUGCCGCCAAUAAUAGAAUAUUUCAACAUCCCAACGGAAAAGAGGUCCCAUCUAGCGACUGGAAGGCCAUGGUCCCCGGAAGAAGCACCAUUGAUGAGGGAUCAAACCAAUCGCACAAUCUAUGACCCUCUCCUCGUUAAAGCUCACCACACCCCGCUUCCCCAGAGGCUAGGUUUCGCGAAAUUGUACGCGGCUACAACCAUUUUGUUGCUUCUUCUUUGGGUUGCACAAUUACUCUUUUGGGGUGGAUUUAUCGGUCUGAGUUCAGAUGAGUUCUGUCCCCCAAGGCUUGGGGCUCUCACGGCUGUGUGGACUAGUUCCUCGCUGCUAGGGACCAUUCUGGCUUUUCAUUAGCUCUUCCCAUUCUUAUGACAUUCAUGCGGCUCUUUCUCCUUCGCACCAAGUA